This is a messenger RNA of Trichoderma breve, 2319 nucleotides long. RefSeq names its product fibronectin type III-like domain-containing protein. Gene Ontology annotation, cellular component: plant-type cell wall. The transcript is spliced from 5 exons. Gene Ontology annotation, molecular function: alpha-L-arabinofuranosidase activity; xylan 1,4-beta-xylosidase activity. Bases 1 to 2319 code for a protein of 772 amino acids. Gene Ontology annotation, biological process: xylan catabolic process; arabinan catabolic process. NCBI's taxonomy places the organism in Eukaryota, Fungi, Ascomycota, Sordariomycetes, Hypocreales, Hypocreaceae. The record is from RefSeq and is a predicted model, not a curated record.
AUGUUCAUGUUUCUCCAAAUCUGCAGUCAUGUUGCUCUCAAAGAGGAUUGGUUUGCCGUUCCGUCGGAUGAUACCAGACCCACACCACCAGUCCAGUCUCCCCUCACGAUCACAUCAAAGUCAAAGGAGGAAGUCCCUAAGCAUCAACGCUGCGAGCCAGAAGAGUUAUCUCUAUUUCCAACGGUUUACUCUUUGUUUCCCAACAAUGAGAUUCCGUUUCCAGAUUGUACUCAACCUCCUUUGAGUCAAAAUGGCAUCUGUGAUACAAGUCUCAGCACAGAAGCCAGAGCAGCAGCCCUAGUUGCUGAACUCACAUUGGAUGAGAAGGCCGCCAAUUUGGUCAACAAUGCACCCGGCGUUGAACGUCUUGGCCUUCCUCCUUAUGAAUGGUGGAAUGAAGCCCUCCAUGGACUUGCUGGAGUUUCUCCAGGUCAGGGAAUCAACAGUACCUUCACUCAGGGAAACGUUGCAUUCAAUUCGUCCACUCAGUUUCCAUCUCCCAUUGUUCUUGGAGCGGCAUUCGAUGACCAACUCGUCCAUGAUAUUGGAACAGCGGCCGGUCUGGACUAUUGGGCUCCCAACAUUAAUCCCUAUCGUGAUCCCCGAUGGGGUCGUGGUCAAGAAACACCCGGAGAAGACCCUUUUCAUGUUGCACAGUAUGCUUAUAAUUAUGUCGUCGGAUUGCAAGGCGGCGUCGGCCCAGCCAAACCCAAGAUCGUCUCGACGUGCAAGCAUUUUGCUGGCUACGACAUUGAAGAUUCCGAUGGAGUGGUUCGCGGUUCAUACAACGCCAUCAUAAGCACUCAAGAUUUAGCCGAAUACUACCUCCCCAGUUUUCGGUCUUGCUUCCGCGAUGCUAAGGCUGGAGCCGUCAUGUGCAGCUACAAUGCUGUCAAUGGGCAUCCUUCGUGCGCCAAUUCUUAUAUGUUGGAAACUGUACUACGCGAUCAUUGGGGCUGGAAUAGCUCCGCUCAUUGGGUAACCGGAGACUGUGGAGUCGCCCUUGCGCUCAACAAUGGCACAGACUUGGACUGUGGAACAGCGUAUUCUUCAUAUAUCGCAUCGGCCGUUCAGAGCAACUAUACUACAGAAGCUCAGCUUGACCAAGCUCUGGGUCGCCUUUACGGCUCCCUUAUUGUCCUGGGGUACUUUGAUCCACCUGAAGGUCAAGACUAUCGAACUCUAGGAGCUUCCGACGUGAAUACGCCAGCUACGCAGAAGCUUGCUUACACUGCACUUGUCGAAGGCAUUACUCUUUUAAAGAAUGAUGACAAUAUCCUACCUAUCCGCCCAACAGGUCAGACGGUCUUAUUUGUCGGACCUUGGGCUAACAAUGCUUCUGUGUCAAUGUUCGGCAAUUAUAAUGGGGUUGCUCCUUAUAAGACUAUUCCCGUUCCGACCGCAAAUAGCUCUUCAUACAACUGGAAAGUAACAUAUUCGCAAGGAUUGCAGUAUGUUCUGUCAAACGAUACGUCACAGUUUGCCGCUGCAGUUAGUGCUGCCCAGGAAGCCGAUGUAGUGGUAUACAUUGGUGGAAUUGACGAGCAGGUUGAAGCCGAGGCUCAUGAUCGAACCUCCAUCGACUGGCCCGGAGCGCAGUUGGAUCUUAUUCAACAGCUAGCAGCAGUGAAGCCUGUUGUCGUCGUCCAAGUGGGCGGUGGCCAAAUCGAUGAUUCCUCUCUUUUACAGAAUAGCAACGUAAAGGGUCUGCUCUGGAUGGGUUAUCCCGGCCAAGAAUUUGGACCGGGGUUGAUUGACAUACUCAGCGGCGUUGCUGCGCCCGCUGGAAGACUACCUGUUACACAAUAUCCUGCAGACUAUAUCAACCAGGUCCCAAUGACAGAUCAGUCUUUGCGGCCAAGCUCAUCCAACCCUGGGAGAACAUAUCGAUGGUAUAACGGCUCAGUGAUACCUUUUGGCACGGGCUUGCAUUAUACAGAGUUCAAUGUCACAUGGGCGACAGGAGGCAGCGGCAAAGGAACAUACGAUACAGCUAGUUUCAACGAUGUGGAAGAUCCAAAGGACUUGGCUGAAUUUGACACCUUUCAAGUUAACGUGGAGAACAUUGGUUCCACGCCAUAUCCCCUGAAGACUCUGGUAGCUUAUGCUCGCGCUCAUAACGUUCAGCCUGGAGCGACGACAACGCUCGAUCUAAAAGUCAGCGUCGGACAAGUUGCACGCAAUGAUGCCAACGGAAAUCUUGUUCUAUACCCCGGUACAUAUACGCUACAAGUUGAUUUGGAGAAUCUCAGUGGGCCAACAGCAGAAUUCCAAGUUCAAGGAACAGAAGCUGUGCUGGACCAAUUCCCUCAGCCAUAG